AUGGCUAGCUUCAUCCAAAAAGGCGCCAAAAAUAUUCUGUCCAAGCAGCCCAAUGACGUUGUCAUUCUCUCAGCACUACGAACCCCUGUCACUCGUGCAAAGAAGGGAGGUUUCAAGGACGCCUACGACCAUGAGUUGCUCGCACACGUCCUCAAGGCCACUCUUGACGCCAACCCCAACCUGGACCCCGCCAAGAUCCAGGAUAUCCAAAUAGGCAAUGUCCUCUCCGAACUCGGUGGCAGCAAGGCCGGCAGGAUGGCUUCGCUACACGUAGGAUACCCAGACACAUCCUCGUUCCAGACCGUCAACAGAGCAUGUUCCAGUGGUCUCGCAGCCAUCACAGGCAUUGCUCAUUCGAUCGCUGUCGGCAGCAUUGACAUCGGUGUUGGCGGCGGUAUGGAGAGCAUGACUAGGAAUUACGGCAGCCGAGCCAUUCCUACCCAGCUGUGGGACGACCUCAAGAACUCGCCUGUCCAGGACGCCCAGGACUGCAUCAUGUCCAUGGGCCUCACAGCUGAGAACGUUGCCGAAAGAUAUGGUGUCUCAAGAGCAGACCAGGAUGCCUUUGCCGCCAACUCACACCAAAAGGCUGCCAAAGCUCAAAGAGAUGGACUGUUCGACAAGGAGAUUGUUCCAGUCAAGACAAGAUACCACCCCAACCCAGAGACUCCCGAGGUCACCGAAGAGAUCACCGUGACCAAAGACGACGGAAUCCGACCAAAGAGUACACCAGAGAGUCUUCAAGCAAUGAAGCCUGCUUUCAAGUCUGAUGGCAGAUCUACAGCCGGAAACAGCAGUCAAGUCUCUGAUGGCGCAGCUGCUACAUUGAUGAUGAGAAGAAGCACAGCCACACAACUUGGUCUUGAAAAGAACAUCAUUGGUAAAUGGGUGGCUACUCAGGUAGUCGGUUGCAAGCCCGACGAGAUGGGUAUCGGUCCUGCCAUCGCUAUUCCCAAGCUGCUCGAAUAUACUGGAAUUUCCACAUCAGAGGUCGGCAUCUGGGAGAUUAACGAAGCAUUCGCCAGUCAGGCCAUCCAUUGCAUUCGAACCCUUGGCAUCUCAGAGGACAAGGUGAAUCCCAAGGGUGGUGCUAUUGCUCUUGGUCAUCCCUUGGGUGCCACUGGCGCCAGACAGCUUGCCACACUAUUGCCCGAAUUGGAAAGACAAGGUCAAGAGAUUGGCAUAGUAUCCAUGUGUAUUGGAACUGGAAUGGGCGCGGCAAGUCUUUUUUCCCGUGAGUAG
Messenger RNA from Aureobasidium namibiae CBS 147.97, 1242 nucleotides. Its product is annotated as beta ketoadipyl CoA thiolase, TH2. The transcript has a single exon. Gene Ontology annotation, cellular component: peroxisome. Gene Ontology annotation, biological process: phenylacetate catabolic process; fatty acid beta-oxidation. The record is from RefSeq and is a predicted model, not a curated record. Gene Ontology annotation, molecular function: acetyl-CoA C-acyltransferase activity. The coding region runs from base 1 to 1242 and encodes 413 amino acids. Lineage: Eukaryota; Fungi; Ascomycota; Dothideomycetes; Dothideales; Saccotheciaceae.